AUGGGCAAAGGCACCGAUAAGCUCUACAUCACACACUCUGAGUGGUCGUCGUCAGACGCCUUCUCCGCCAGUGUCGGCGCAAACGUCGGCUCGCGCGGUCGCAGCCAUGGCUCUUCCAUCCGCCGCUUGCCCUUCAACUUCUGUGCCGCGAGCCUCCAGCCCUUCAAGAAUCCCGUGUGCGCCCCCGAUGGCACCGUGUUCGACAUCGAGGUCAUCGACGCCUGGCUCGAGAAACACCCGAACCAGAACCCGGUCAACGGCGAGCGGCUCGAGAGGAGAGAGCUGAUCAAGCUCGUUUUCGCUCGCAACUCUGAAUCCGACCCGUCCGGGACCGGGACACUUGUUGAUCCUGUCACAUACAAGGUCUUCACAGACAACACACACAUCGUCGCCAUCCGCCACGGCACCUACGCCAACGUCUUUGCGUGGGAGACGGUGGAGCGGAUGAACAUCAAGGCCAAGAUGUGGCAGGACCUGGUGGACGAUGAACCGUUCACUCGCGCCGAUAUCAUCACGAUCCAGGACCCUCAAAACGCGGAGAGCCGGAGCGUCGACCAGUUCAAGUUUUUGAAGGAUGGCCAGCAGGUUCAGCGAACAAAGGAGCAGGAGGAGGCUCGCAACGGCGACGGAAACAUCAACACCGGCGCUCUGGGGAAUAUAGGAGACAAGGUGCUCAAAGCCAAGGCGGCCGUGGACAAGGCUCGCAUGGCAAGAGAGGCCGGGGCCGACGUCAACAGCAGUCGAGGCGCCUUGUGCAAGUCCUCCUCCGCCGCCGCCGGCGGCCAAGCCGCUCGCCUGCCCGCCAUGGCGGCGCAGAAGAAGAAGCUGGCGGAACAGUCGGCCGCGUACACCACAGGCAAGGCCGCUGCCAGUUUCACCAGCACGGGUCUGACACCCGAGACGAGCGGCGAGAGGGCGCUGCUAACGGACGAGGAGUUUAUGCUCAAGCCGAAGCGCGUCAAGACGAAGGGUUUCGUCCGCGUCGAGACCAACCUGGGCAACCUGACGAUUGAGCUGCACACGGAUACGGCGCCCAAGGCGGUGUGGAACUUUAUCAGGCUUGCGCAAAAGGGCUACUACAACGACGUUGCCUUUCACCGGAACAUACCUGGCUUCAUGAUCCAAGGCGGCGACCCAACUGGUACGGGAAAGGGCGGCAGCAGCAUAUGGGGCAAGCAGUUCAACGACGAGAUCGAGGGGCCCCUGACGCAUAACGCGCGAGGAAUAGUCUCCAUGGCCAACAAAGGCAAAAACACAAACUCGUCACAGUUUUUCAUCACGUACAAGCCAGCACCGCAUCUCAACCACAAGCAUACCAUUUUUGGUCGCAUCGCUCCGGGCGACGACGCCGUCCUGACGAGAAUGGAGGAUGUGCCCACCGACGGAUCCAACAGACCGCUGAACAAGAUUUCCAUCAAAAACGUCGUUGUCCUAAUCGAUCCGUUUGAAGAGUUUCAGGUUCAGCGCAAGGAUGAGGAGCUUCGAGAGGCGCAGAGAGAGGAGGCUCGAAGACAAGGGGGCACCGAGGAUGACAAAACAACGUGGACGGGGAAGAGGAUCAGGAGAGAUGGCACGAUAGAGAGCGCAGGCGGCAAGGAGAGCGUGGGCAAGUAUUUGCAAGCCGUUGCUGGCGCAGUCGACGGCGGCGAUGCAGGAGCCGAUGACGUGGAUACGUGGGGGGAGCCGCCCAAAAAGAAGCUCAAACCCGGCGGUUUUGGAAACUUUGACAGCUGGUAG
Messenger RNA from Drechmeria coniospora, 1737 nucleotides. RefSeq lists its product as uncharacterized. Gene Ontology annotation, cellular component: catalytic step 2 spliceosome. The transcript has 3 exons. NCBI's taxonomy places the organism in Eukaryota, Fungi, Ascomycota, Sordariomycetes, Hypocreales, Ophiocordycipitaceae. Gene Ontology annotation, molecular function: ubiquitin-ubiquitin ligase activity; peptidyl-prolyl cis-trans isomerase activity. The record is from RefSeq and is a predicted model, not a curated record. Gene Ontology annotation, biological process: protein polyubiquitination; protein peptidyl-prolyl isomerization; protein folding. Bases 1 to 1737 code for a protein of 578 amino acids.